AUGUAAUUUAUACAUCGAAAGUCGGCUAAACAUUGUUCAAUAAAACCAUGGUUUUGGAACAACAUCCACCGCCAUCGCAUACACAACCAUCUCAACCGUUGCCGUCUCAAUCAACUAAAGCAUCUGCUUCUCCCCCUCUUCAUACGCAAUUAUCGCCAUUACAUUCGUCGUCACCUGCUAAUCACAAUAUUACUAUCAAUAAUACCAAUUCGAAUAAUAAUCGCUUACCUAAUAUGCCGCCUGAAGGUUUACAUCCCACCGCUGCUUUACAAUUGUACGCUGCUGCAGCUCAAUUGGCUCCCGCCGGUGUUCGUGUACCUCAUUGGAGCCCCUUUUUGCAAUUCGGUGUGCCCGGAGUUUUUGGAGGAGCUCCUUUUUUAGGCAGGCCAAGAUUUGAAAGUGCUGCUCCGCCUAAUGCGGCGGCCGCAGCUGCCGCUUCGCAGAUGGCUGUUAACGCUAGCAAUGCUUUUGCUAAUCUAACUGGUCUUAUGCGAAAUGUUUCAGCGGUACAGACUACAGCUGUAGCGGCCGUGGCUACCGCGGCUAUUCAACAACGUUUAAUGAUCGGUAAUAGACAAAACCUUCCACCCGCCGGUCCACCAAGUGAGGGCUCCAAUGAAGAUGCCGGUUUUUCUGGUGACGGUGACGAUGAAAACAGUGCCUCCUCAAAGCGUCGUAGAUCCCGUACGAAUUUUAAUUCAUGGCAAUUGGAGGAGUUGGAGAGAGCCUUCUCGGCCAGUCAUUACCCGGAUAUCUUUAUGCGUGAAGCUUUGGCCAUGAGAUUGGAUUUGAAGGAAAGUCGUGUUGCGGUAUGGUUCCAGAAUCGACGAGCCAAAGUUCGAAAACGUGAACAUACAAAAAAAGGUCCAGGCCGACCUGCACACAAUGCGCAACCUCAAACGUGUUCUGGUGAACCAAUCCCGCCAAAUGAAUUGAAAGCGAAAGAGAGAGCGAGACGAAGGAAAAAAUUGGCCAAAGCUAUCGACAGGCAAGCGAGAAAACUGCAAGCCAAAGGUAUUACUGUAGAUUUAGAGGCUCUCAAGGCUGAAUACAUAUCACAACACAAAGCCAAUGGCACUUUUUCCGAUUCAGAUCUCGAAGACGAUAGCAUACAAAUCGAUGUUGUUGGAGGCACUGAAAGCGAUGAUGAUUGCGAUGACUUAUCAUCGUUUCAAAGUCCACGCAGCAGCAGCGAUCAUCUAACUAGUAGUAAUAAUAACAAUAGCAGUCAUCAUCAAUGCUCGUAUACGCCCAGUGAUAGUCCGACCGGUAUUGGCAGUCCGCACUCUCAACACGACGUUAACGAUGAAGCCAAUGAACCGAAUAUCGGUGGUUCACCAGAUGGUUGUGAUAAGGCAUAUUUAUAUUCUCCUAAAGCGGUGGCAGCAGCGGCAGCAACAAGUUUCCAUUUAAAUCUUCAAAAUACUGUUAAUAUCUCGCCCAAUCAUCAUCAUCAUCAUCACCAUCAUCAUCAUCAUCAUCAUCAUCAACAAACUUCACCGAUUAGUUUAAGACGUAGUAAUCCGUUUAGCAUAGAAUCUUUGUUAUUUAACAAUACAUGAGUUUUGUAGACAUAAAUAGUUGAAUAAAUGAGGAGAGGAAGAGAGAAAGAUUUUAGAGAUCCCCGAGUACUCACAUUAGAAGAUCAUUACAAAUCAUUUACGAUAUCUCUUGCAAUGUGCAGAGUGUCUACAUGGGCUACAAUAAAUUUAAUGUGCUAUAUGAAGAGAGAAGCAAUUAUUUAGCGCCAUUGAAUUGCGUUUUACACAGAAAAGGCCUCAAAAUGUGUACACACACACACACAUACAAAAUGAGAAAAUAAACUAAAAAAAAAA
This is a messenger RNA of Glossina fuscipes, 1835 nucleotides long. Its product is annotated as homeobox protein unc-4-like. Gene Ontology annotation, molecular function: DNA-binding transcription factor activity, RNA polymerase II-specific; sequence-specific double-stranded DNA binding. The transcript has 4 exons. The record is from RefSeq and is a predicted model, not a curated record. Lineage: Eukaryota; Metazoa; Arthropoda; Insecta; Diptera; Glossinidae. Gene Ontology annotation, biological process: regulation of DNA-templated transcription. The coding region runs from base 48 to 1562 and encodes 504 amino acids.